This is a messenger RNA of Alligator mississippiensis (American alligator), 1383 nucleotides long. It is a transcript of the gene PITPNA, whose product is annotated as phosphatidylinositol transfer protein alpha. Gene Ontology annotation, cellular component: cytoplasm. NCBI's taxonomy places the organism in Eukaryota, Metazoa, Chordata, Crocodylia, Alligatoridae. Gene Ontology annotation, molecular function: phosphatidylcholine intramembrane carrier activity; phosphatidylcholine binding; phosphatidylinositol transfer activity. The transcript has 12 exons. The record is from RefSeq and is a predicted model, not a curated record. Gene Ontology annotation, biological process: phospholipid transport. The coding region runs from base 16 to 957 and encodes 313 amino acids.
GGAAAUGGAGCUGGAAUGUAUUUAGAUAAUUAUAUUCUGCCUGUCUUCUCCAACCCUCCUUCAGAAGAAUCUGCUGUAUCUGGGAUCUUGCUUCACUUCCUGCCAAGCUCUUGGGCACUGUUACUGCGUCGCGUCCUGCUAAACAGCUGUGGAAUUCAGUGUCGUGUCGUUCUGCCUGUGUCCGUUGAGGAGUAUCAAGUGGGGCAGCUGUACUCUGUGGCAGAAGCUAGCAAAAAUGAAACUGGUGGAGGUGAAGGAGUAGAAGUUCUUGUGAAUGAACCCUAUGAGAGAGAGGGAGAAUGUGGCCAGUACACACACAAGAUCUACCACUUGCAGAGCAAAGUACCAUCGUUUGUGAGAAUGUUGGCCCCCGAGGGAGCCCUCAAUAUCCACGAGAAGGCGUGGAAUGCGUACCCUUACUGCAGGACUGUUAUUACAAACGAGUACAUGAAAGAUGACUUUCUUAUCAAAAUUGAAACCUGGCACAAACCAGACCUUGGGACACAGGAGAAUGUUCACAAACUGGAGCCGGAUGUAUGGAAGAAUGUAGAAGCAAUUUAUAUAGACAUAGCAGAUCGGAGUCAAGUGCUUCCCAAGGAUUACAAACCAGAAGAAGAUCCAGCAAAAUUUAAAUCUGUCAAGACUGGACGUGGACCUCUAGGCACCAACUGGAAGAAGGAGCUGGGGAAGCAGACAGAAUGUCCCUAUAUGUGUGCUUACAAACUGGUAACAGUGAAAUUCAAAUGGUGGGGUCUGCAAAACAAAGUUGAGAACUUCAUACAGAAGCAAGAGAAGCGUCUUUUUACAAAUUUCCAUCGGCAGCUGUUCUGCUGGCUUGAUAAGUGGGUUGAUCUGACAAUGGAGGACAUUCGCAGAAUGGAAGAGGAAACCAAGAGACAGCUGGAUGAGAUGAGAGAAAAGGAUCCUGUAAAAGGAAUGUCAGCUGCAGAUGACUAACGUGGCUUCCUCCUUGUGCACUUUUGCAAGACAGUCAGCAGGAAGGCCUGGGGAUUUCCACCCUCUUGACUGAUGGACCAUCUCUGGAUCAAGCCUUUCUAUAUCCAAUCGGCAGGCGAUUUUAAAUCUCCCAUAGCUAAUUCUAGAUGCCCUUUAAUAUUGUGAGCAAAUAGACUGUCUGGUACUAAGCACUCCAAUGUUAGCACGUAUGUGAAGGAGGCAGCUCCUUGGAGACGUGCGACUUAGAGAUCGCUGUAUUUACGACUCCUCCCUCCUUUUUUUCAUCGUGUUCAGACCAAUUUCCAUGUGGCCCUGUUUGAGUUCCAAGUGACAUUUUUAGCUGAAAUAGUCUUGUGAUGUGGUGAUUUAGAUCUUUUUUUUUGUUUGUUUUUUAAACUGGGAUAAACUGCCACCUUUUCCUGCCCA